Molecule: messenger RNA, 2471 nt
Organism: Phaedon cochleariae (mustard beetle)
Lineage: Eukaryota; Metazoa; Arthropoda; Insecta; Coleoptera; Chrysomelidae
Source: the annotation of a GenBank genome assembly
AGUAUGCAGUGUGCAGUGAACCACUAGUGAACUUCUAGAGGUGGUUGCCCUCACCUCUACCUCUAAUACCAACCUACAAGGCUAAUCAUAAUUGAAUAUGUGAACUUGAUUCAAAUGGGUGAUACUCGAUAGUGGCACCUGGAUUCAGCUGAUAAUGGAUUGUUUUUGUUCUAAAGUGUACUCCGUACAUUGUAAGAUCGUAUUUUUGGAUGAAACAGAACUAGUUCACGAGUUACAAAACAACAGCAAUGGACAAGCAUUACUAGAUGUAGUAUUUCGACACCUCAACCUGUUAGAAACAGCUUAUUUUGGUCUUCGGUACCUCGAUCAAAAUGGACAAACUCACUGGUUAGAUCCGACGAAGAAACUGAACAAACAAAUCAAAGGACCCGACCCAUACACACUUUACUUCGGUGUGAAAUUUUAUGCAGCAGAUCCUUGCAAACUCCUGGAAGAAAUCACUAGAUACCAGUUUUUUCUACAAAUAAAACAAGAUAUUUUGCAAGGCAGACUUCUGGUUCCUUUUGAUCUAACCGCAGAGCUGGGUGCCCUAAUUUUGCAGUCGGAAUUGGGUGAUUUCGAUCCUAGACGACAUAGUCCUGGCUACGUUUCCGAAUUUCGUUUCUUACCUAACCAGAGUGUGGAACUUGAGAUGCGAAUCGCUGAACUACAUCAAACUUUAGUAGGUCAAAUGCCAUCACAGGCUGAAAUCAACUACCUGGACAAAGUGAAGUGGUUAGAAAACUACGGUGUCGAUCUGCACCCUGUUUUAGGUGAGGAUCACGUGGAAUACUUCCUAGGCCUUACGCCCAGUGGUAUUAUUGUGCUUCGAAACAAAAACACUGUCGGGAACUAUUACUGGCCCAGAAUUACCAAAAUUUAUUUCAAAGGACGUUAUUUUAUGCUGAGAGUGACAGACAAAAACAAUGACGAGUGUACUUACGGGUUCGAAACACCCUCAAAGUCGGCAUGUAAACAUUUGUGGAAGUGCUGUAUCGAACAUCACGCGUUCUUCAGACUUGUUCAAGUUACCCCUACAUCUCCCGAUAUCUUUGCGCUCGGUUCAAGGUUCAGAUAUAGUGGAAGGACAGAGAAACAAGCUGUAAGAGAUGCACAGAUGAAAUUGAGGCAACCGCCUUCGUUUUCUCGAAAACCUUCGAGAAAGUACUCAAGACGGCACAAUAUUACUAGCAACGACAAUGCGAUCUUGUCGGAGCCAAUUAAAAAACAGUAUCAUCCACAAGAAAUCAAGCACAUCUCCCUGCCAUUACCAGUCGACAAUUUCGACUCGCCUUAUGGGGUGAACAAUAAUAAUGCGAAGAAGUAUGAUUCACCGCGUAGUACGAGAAGUGCCCCCUGGUCUCAACCCCACUCCAAAGGCUUAUAUAAUAGUUCUGCACCCCCAAGUCCACGUUCUGUGAGGUCUGGAAGAUUCAGGUCAUCUUCGGUGGACAGCCAAAGUUCAAAUGAUUCAAGGAAUUGCAAAAAACGUAGACAUAGAAGCAGGACUUCUGAUAAUGAGAGUGAGCUUUCCAAAAGUUCUAAUAGGUCUAGAAGGAAGCACAGAAGAAGAAGAUCGAAGAGUGGUAAGAAGGAUUCUGGUUCAGAAUACGAGUGUAAGUCUACAGAACGAAAGGCGAGGUCAAAAAGUGACAACUACUAUGAAUUGGUAGACUCUGGCUCACAAUGGCAGGAGAUCCAGAAAAACAUUUCCAUCAGAGACUCGAAUUCGAACAGUAUUCAGAAAGCUAACGUGGUCAGUAGUAGGCGAAGUAGAGAAAGAGCAGAGACAGAUUAUAAUACGACUAGUAGCAGAAAAAGUAGGCAUAGAAAACAUCGUUCUAGAUCUCGAUCACCUGCAGAUCCUAAAACAUGGCUGCCAAAUGAGCUGAAAAGGCAUUUAGAGUUCGAUUUAGUGGAGACGGCCGGCAUGAGUGAUUUGCAAUUGAGAGAAAUACCAUACACUGUUGUUCAAACAAACUACUCGAAGAAUGUGAAGUUGAAGCACUCAAAUUCUUCUAGAAGCGACAAUAAAAGUCAAAGUAGUAUUUCUACGUAUUCCCAGCCUAUGUAUAAUCAUACUAAUAACAUGUUGAAUGAGGCCCUCACUAAUUUCUCGUAUCCUGAACAUCGCGAAGUCAACAUAGGACUUCCUGAGCCUCUGAAGCCUUCGGGCUAUUAUGGAGGUUAUAAUUCUGUGAAAGAUAAUUUCCCUAAUUUCAAUAGAGUUCAUCACGAACAUUCUGAUUCUGGUUUGGGUGUUGAACAAGAUUGUGAAAAAAGGCCAACACAACGCAAAUUGAGUUGAAUUAUAGUGCGGAGAUGAUUAAUCCUGUUCUUUGUGAUUUUUAUCGUUUUUUGGUUACCUACCUGUAUAUCUCGAAAAUGUUUUAAUAACUAUCAUCCUCAACGUUACUGUUAUUACCUUUCAUUUAAAAAAUGAGGAGUGCCAGAAUGUAAAUAGUAUAUCG